AUGGCGGUUCCUCUGGUGGUGCACGUUGCCGAGUACGCGGGGUUCGUCAUGUCGCUGAUCACCAACUCGCUGCUGCUCUAUCUGAUCGCGACCAAGGCCCGCAAGCAGUUUGGCGCCUACAAACACAUCAUGCUCAUCUUCUGCUGCUUCGGCAUCGGCUAUUCCUUUGUCAGCAUCUCCGCUCAGCCGGUAGCCUAACCUGAAUUUUUCCUGUAAGAAUUCGGUUCAGAUUUACCACAGCUACAAGGCGAGCUUCGUCGUGAUGGUUGGAAGCUGGUUUCAAUACGACAAGACCAUUGGAACCAUACUGAUAAGUUCGUUCAGAGGGAAAUAUAUAGUUCUACCACUGACCCUUGAAGAAAAAAUUGCCAGUUUUAAGAAAUGGCAAGAUUAGCAACAAAAAACGACGUAUACAUAUUUUGAGCUUUUUUCCCCUUUUUCAAAAAAAAAAUCUAUAUCUUUCAGCCUUGUACUGCGCUUGCUUCGGAAUGUGCCUCCUACUGUUGGCCUUGCAUUUUACAUAUCGCUACAUCGCUGUUUGCAAGUCUUUUGCCAUUUUGGGCUCACAAAAACUGCAUUUUGCAGACCGACCCUACUGUACCUUUUUGAUGGCAAAAAGUUGAUUUUUUCUAUUUUGAUCCCAUUUUUCUUCGCCGCCAACUGGUACGUCGCCGUGUACUAUAUGCUUGAGCCGAACUCCAAUAUCACCAAUUUCAACAGGUUCUCUAUAAAAAUUAGACGACAAGCGUUUUUUUAAUUGAUCUUCUUCAGAGAGGCCGUUAAAGAGUCGUAUGGGGAAGAUUUGACUCGGAUUGCCUACAUUGCUGCCUUGUAUUACGUAAGUCAAUUAACUAAUCAAAUCUAGUAGCUUCGAUUCCAGGAACGGGAUGCCGAGGGAAAUUAUCACAUUUACUGGGACGAUAUUCUUUGCAUUGUUAACUUGAUUCUCAUCAUGGUGAAAAUUGACGAAAGUUUUGAAGACGGCUCUGUUUUCAGGGUUUUUCACUGAGCGUCAUUGGCUUCUGCGGCUACCGGAUUCACGUUGAAAUCUCUGCAGACGACGCUCGAUUCAGCAAAAGAACCAAGGAGCUUCACAAACAGUUGUUCUACGUCUUGAUCGUUCAGGUGAGAAUCCGCUCGAGUGUCCUUCAUUCGCCGCGAACUAAAACUGUUCAAUGCGUCGCGGUCAUGCCGCGAAAAAUUUAUUCGAAGGGAUAAUAUUUGAAAACCAGAAAAGUUAUAGACUGCGAUUCCCAUCAUCACGAUGUACACACCAGUCGGCUCGCUUUUCCUCCUUCCGUUUUUGGAGUUCAAACUCGGCGCUUUGGCCAACUCUGUGCCUUUCUACCUGGCCCUUUAUCCGUCGUUCGAUCCUCUCGUCGCAAUUAUUCUCAUCCGCGACUUCCGCGAAGCCCUUUUGAGUGGGUGAAUCUUCACUUCGAAAGAUGCAACUCCCUUUUUAGGCUGCGGAAGAGGCAACAGAAACCAGAUCGGUACUGUACAAAGCAAGUUAUCGCCGACAGUUGGGUCCAGCCAAACCACAUCUCAGUAUGA
Messenger RNA from Caenorhabditis auriculariae, 1554 nucleotides. The record is from the annotation of a GenBank genome assembly. NCBI's taxonomy places the organism in Eukaryota, Metazoa, Nematoda, Chromadorea, Rhabditida, Rhabditidae.